This is a messenger RNA of Osmerus eperlanus (European smelt), 4879 nucleotides long. RefSeq names its product BCL2 modifying factor 1 (gene bmf1). The transcript is spliced from 4 exons. The coding region runs from base 470 to 913 and encodes 147 amino acids. Lineage: Eukaryota; Metazoa; Chordata; Actinopteri; Osmeriformes; Osmeridae. Gene Ontology annotation, biological process: positive regulation of apoptotic process; apoptotic process; negative regulation of autophagy. The record is from RefSeq and is a predicted model, not a curated record. Gene Ontology annotation, cellular component: myosin complex.
UUGCAUGUUAAUUAGCGCAUACGUUAGUGUGUGAGAGAGUCAGUAGGAGAGCGAUGUGUUGUGAGGACGAGUCGGUUCUACAGCAGAGGGCUCUGCUGAUACCAGCCUAGAGCCAGUCACUGGGCUGCGGCAGAGCUGGGGCGUAGUAACAUCCCUCAAUAUAUCUCCUGAUUUAUUUUUUUUGCAACUUCCAUGUUCUUGUCAAAACAAAGCAUUACGUGGUUUUACACUCAGAGCUUAGCACGAGUGCAGCGAGGCAGGCUUGAUAGCGCCCGGGGAGACGGAGCCUCUCUGCUGCUGGCGGGAGGAAACUUCUAUGUUGCUGGCAGGCUGACAGGAGCAGCGAGAGCGGCUAGUGUUCUCCCGAGGCUGUCAUUAUCUGUUGGCUGGGAACACUCAUUUGGAAGUGUGGUAACAGUCUAACCCUGCAUUAUAGGACUGAUGGGCGUCCAGAGAACAGCACCCCCGUAUGGAUGAUGAGGAGGACGAUGUGUUUGAGCCAGACUCGCUUUCCUGGCGCACCAUUUUCAGGGAGGUAAAGUACGAACACCGGGGUACCCAGACACCUGGCCCCGCCCUGGAGAGUCCCAGCGGGAUGCUGCCCUGCUCAGACCAGCCAAGACCUCUGUUCUACGGCAACGCAGGGUUUCGUCUGCACUUCCCAGCGCACUCCGAGCGUGUGGUCGCCCCGGCGGCCGGGCGGGGGGAGGAGGGGCCUGGAGACAUGGAGCUGCAGCAGGACAGCAUGGAGGCUCGCGUCGGACACAAGCUCCAGCUGAUCGGAGACCAGUUCCACCAGGAGCACCUACACAUGUACCACAGAAACCAAAGGAACCAGGGAGCUGUGUGGUGGCGCAUGGCCUCAGCUCUCCUGUCCCUGCUGCUGGAGAGAGACCCCAGGGGACGGAGGUGAGAGGACUACAACCCCCAUCUCUCCACUCAGAGGACUACAACCCCCAUCUCUCCACUCAGAGGACUACAACCCCCAUCUCUCCACUCAGAGGACUACAACCCCCAUCUCUCCACUCAGAGGACUACAACCCCCAUCUCUCCACUCAGAUGAGGACUAAAUCCCCCAUCUCUCCACUCAGAGGACUACAUCCCCCAUCUCUCCACUCAGAUGAGGACUACAUCCCCCAUCUCUCCACUCAGAGGACUACAGCCCCCAUCUCUCCACUCAGAGGACUACAGCCCCCAUCUCCCCACUCAGAGGACUACAGCCCCCAUCUCUCCACUCAGAGGACUACAGCCCCCAUCUCUCCAGUCAGAUUGGGACUACAGCCCCCAUAUCUCCACUCAUAUUAGGACUACAGCCCCCCAUCUCUCCAGUCAGAUUAGGACUACAGCCCCCCAUCUCUCCACUCAUUAGGACUACAGCCCCCCAUUUCUCCAGUCAGAUUAGGACUACAGCCCCAAUCUCUCCACUCAUAGUAGGACUACAGCCCCCCAUCUCGCCAGUCAGAUUAGGACUACAGCCCCCAUCUCUCCUCCCCAGACUGGACUCCAGAUGGCCGUGCCUCAUCGCCCAGGGUCUGAGGAGACUGAAGCUCAGUAUCCGCUGGCGGAGACAGCAGCCCUUUUACAAACAAUGUUGUUUUGUCAUUUUUACAUAAUUUUUUUCUCCCGAGAAGUUGCCAUGUUGUAUCACGAGAUUCUUCAGGACAAUGUUGAUGUUUUGGUAAAUGUGUGAUUUACAAUUUUGUACAGUAGGUUGUUCUUGUUGAAUCUUAUUGUUUGCACUUCCGUUUAUACACCUGUGUAUACGUCUGGAACUCCUCCGCUGGCCUGGGAAUGCCUUAUCAAUAUCUAUCUAUAUCUCCCGCCACAAAGCGUCUGCCUGCUGGAGAGCAGUCAGACAGCGAGCGAUGCCAAGGGGAGGGGCUCAGGGGAGGGGACUCCUCGUGGGUUACGGGUCAACAUGACGACCUACUAACUCCCAAAGAGGUCGUUUUUUUCUGAACAAAGCAGUUUGCACCUCAACUUGUUCUGCUCCUCGGAGUUUCAAAAAAGUUUUUACUUUUUAUGCCCUCUAAGUCUUUGCUCCUCCAGUCACUUGGAUAUCUUUCAUUCUGAAUGCUUCUCGGGCAGUUAAAAAGAUGAUUAUGACAUCUGUGCACCUAUGUGCAAUGUGUUGUUAGGCAUUUCAAGCUGCUGAGAGACACAUCUGCCUGGAGACCCCAGGGUGCAGAGGCGCUGUUUCUCCUCAGUCAGUUCUGAGAUGCCCUUGAAGUGGAGCUGUAGAGCCACUGUGUUUGUACUAGGACUGGUGCUCAGAGCAGACAACCACCAAGACAACCUCGUCAACCAAUGAAGGUUUGAACUGUGUCCGUUUUCUCAUGGCGUGAUUGUACACAAUGUGUUUUCUCCUACUCUGAAGACCUGAGUGACUGAAUAGUGAAUCUGGACCGUGAGCAAACGCCAAACAUUGGAUGAAACAGACAAACAUUUUCUAGAUUCUCUGGAUGUGUUUUCAGGACCCACAUAAACUCUGGACACCAAAGCAAUACUGUACAGACCCUCCUGCGAAACAAGUUUGUUCUCUUCUCAGGAUAUGUUCAACCUGCCCCACCCUCCACCUGCAGGGUGCCCUGCUAGCGUCUGUUGUCCUCUAGGUAGAAAUGACCACUGUUGGUUUUGAACCCAGUUGACCUGAGAGCCAUUCUCUGCAAUUCGACGAAACUCCUUGUGAGAAAAAGACUGUAAUUAUUGUUGAAACCUGAAUAUGUUUGAACGUUUGAAGACACUGAUUCUUUUUUUGAAGAUGCUGUUUGUUGUAUAUUUGAUGUUUAGUUGAAGGAGCAGUCCACAGCAGGAGCCUGCUGAUUCAUCCCGUCAGGUCUGCUAAGCCGUCCCCAUGUGAUCAGAGCUUCCUCCGUGUUUAGGAUCCUACACAUGCUUAUCUCUCAGGGACACAGAACAUCUUGGCCUUCAAAUCCUUGAGAACCAGAAUUCACUCUCUGGAUGGUGGAUGCGGUCUCCCAUGUGUUCUGGCAGGUAGCGUGUGCCCCCUGGGGUCUGGAGCACAGGGACAGGUGCUGAGGAGAGCUCAGGGCUGACCCCAGACAGGGACUAGGAAGGGAGAAGAGCUGAAUUUUCCUCUUCAAUGUUGUUUCCUGCAGAUCCUGAACGCUGAGCCAGUUAUCCUAGCUUCUGACUAGUCUCCCUGUGGUCUCCUCCUGCUCUUGCUCCUCCUGUUCCUCCUUCAGGCCUCCCUCUUCCCCCUUCCUCCUCCUCAUCUUGAGACACUCAGCUACAGACAGGCCCCUCCCCCCACAUACAGGCUCCUCCCCCUGUAAACAGGCUCCUCCCCCUGCUCCUUCUGCCCCUCCUAUUGUUUAGGUUUGUAAUUUAUAUUUUUUUAUCCCCCUUCUGUAUUUAUUUUAUUUUGUGUCUUUGCCCAUUUCUACUGUAUAUGCUUGUGUGUGCAAUUUCUAUUACCCUUUUUUUUGGUCUUAGAUGUGUAUCUGACUGUGCGGUGUGUGCCUGGUGGUGUCUGGUAUUCCCUGAGGCUUUUGAUCUCCAGUGAUGGGCUUAACGGUUAAGACAUGAUCUAAAUCCCCCUCCGCAUGUCCUCUGUUCAGAGAGACUGCGCUAAACGUGCACAGCUGUGCAAACUACAGACCACAUCGAUUCUGCCGCGUCUCUCUACAGCCAGUUGUCUUUUCCCACCCAGGCCCUCGGCACAACCUCACGUCCCCUCGUGUGACAGCAGACUGACCCUAAUGACGUCAGACAAACAUCUUGUAAGCGUUCGCCCUGUUCCAGAACCCUGCCUUUCCCAACGAGGGCAUUUUAGAUACCUGCUUCCUUUCCCAACUAGGGCAUUUUUUGGUUUAUGGGUUAAACUCUUAUUUCUAUCAUUUCUUUGUAAUCAACAUGCACUGGAAAGUACUUUGUGUUCGUAGAUCUGUCGGGUCCCUGUUCUCCUGUGUUGUAAAGUCCCUGGGCUGUUCUCUCAGAAGACGGUGCUAGGCAGGCCCAGAUGAGCCUGGCUGCACAGUGGGGGCUGUCUGGGUCCUGCACUACGACCUUCUGCUUGAUUUAUUGGAAAGGGAAACACGCCACCUUGAUGCCCUGGGUUGGGGGUUCCCUGGCUGCACACAGAUUCACCUGUCAUUUAAUCAUGAUUGUGUUAGUCUACAGGAACCCCUGACUGGGAUUUGUAGUUUAUGGAAACCGUCAGUGUCUUGAAUUUUGUAGUCCACUUUAUAUAUACAUUUGAAGUUUUUUGAGGAAGGUUUAAAUUUUGAUGUUUAUUGUUUGACAUUUUUAAUUAAGGACAUUUCUUUCUCAUGGUCGUUCUGAACUUUUGAAAAUGUAUUUUCUUAUCAAAAGGGUCUUUUUAUAAGGACAGUUCAGGCUUUUAAAAUCAUUUUUAAUACCUGAUUUAUCAUUUCAAGUCCAAUGAGAUCAAGGUCUUCCUUCUAUAAAAGGAACAUUCAACAUUCCGUCUGUGUCUUGGUCCUGGUGUUAAACCACACCAAGCCAACACAAAUGAUUUUCUGUGAUUUUAAUUUGGUGGUAGAGUAUUCGUAACAAUCCCACAUUGCCCUUCCUUAAAGAUAAACAGAUGACCUGUACAUGUGCUACUAAAAGAUGCCUUUAACUGCUCAGUCUCAACCAAGUCUUGAUUAUCACACACUCUCUGACCACCAAGAAGAGACCCAGUGAACAUGUAGCAUUUUUGUAAACAUUGACUGUGUGUUUUUCGAGACUGUACUGUGCACUAAUUUUUUGUUUUACUUUUUGUUGAUAUAUGAAAAUAAGGACAAUGUGUUAUGUAGUGCAAUAUGCUGUACAUAGGAGCUUUGCUCUACAAAUCUUUUUCUGAAUUUCUUGUUUUAUUGGUACUUUUUUCAAUAAAAUGUUAUUGAAAGUG